Molecule: messenger RNA, 2466 nt
Organism: Capsella rubella
Lineage: Eukaryota; Viridiplantae; Streptophyta; Magnoliopsida; Brassicales; Brassicaceae
Product: FRIGIDA-like protein 4b
Exons: 3
Coding region: 585-2207 (540 amino acids)
Source: RefSeq, a predicted model, not a curated record
CACACUGACCAAGACAUAAAAUCCGAAUCCGAAUCCGAAAUAUCCAAUCCGAAUCGAUUUGAAAACCCAAAUUAAAACGGUUUUGUCGGUAUCACUACAAAUUUUUUUAAUAAGAUUUUCAAACCGUAUCGAAUUAAUUAAAGAGAAAUUCCUAACCGAACAAUAUUAGGAUCCAAAUCAGAUUUAUGUAUAUUCUAACCCGAAUAAUUUGAAAUCUCAACUUACACGAACCGAUCCAAACCGAAAAUCCAAUCAUCCGGAUCCAACACAAGCCUUUUCUAUCGUACGACCUCUUCCCCGUUUAGGAUAGCAACAACCAAUCAGGAACGUAGUGGCUACUGCUGCCGUCAUUAAAGUACGCACUCUAUAUGGCUGUCAUAGUCUUGCCAUAGUUACAGACGCCAUGACACGUGUCGUUCUUCUGACUUAUCCACGUCAUCAUUCUUCUCUUAUUAUACUUUUGCCAUUUUUAGGUUUUCUUCCCAAAAAAAAAAGAAUAAUUCAGUUUCUCUGCUUCACUUUGUUUCUUCUCUGCUAAAAGCGACCCAAAGUUUCGAGUUUCUUCACCUUCCGAUUAACCGGAGAUGGAGUCUUCCCCCGAUCCAGGCGAGUUGGUUGAGUCACCUCAGCCGAGUUUCUUUGAGUUUCAGAAGCAGGCGUCACUGAUGUCGAGCUGUAAUCUUCUGUGGAAAGAGCUUUCCGAACAUUUCACCUCGAUGGAGCAGAGCUUGAUGAAGAAAUCUGAAGCUCUGAAACAGAUGAUUGAAACCCUAGAUAAUCAGACUCAGACUUCGAUUGAGUUGCUCAAGCAUCGUGAGGUCACUAUAGACCGCAGCGUCGAGAUCGCGGCGGGGAAAGUUGAUGAACGGGCUAGAGCUGCUUUAGAAUCGCUGGAGAAAGCUAGAGACGGUGGUUCAACCGCCGGGGAUGAGGAUGAUGGGGCUGGAGAGGUUGACGAUGGCGACGGGCUUCUAUCGGCGUUGAAAUCGCUUUGUUUGAAGAUGGACUCGAGAGGGUUUUGGGGUUUUGUGAUUGCUAGGAAGAAGGAAUUGGAGAAUCUCCGGUCACAGAUUCCGGCGGCGUUGGUGGAUUGUGUGGAUCCGCCGAAGUUAGUGCUUGAGGCUGUAUCUGAGGUUUUUCCGGUUGAUAAAAGAGGCGGUGGAGAGAAAGUGAGCAAUGAUUUUGGAUGGGCUUGUGUGGUGAUUUUGGAGAGUUUGAUACCAGUUAUGGUUGAUCCAGUGAUGGGGAGAUCGAGGCUGCUUGUAACUCCGAGCGUUAAGGAGAAGGCUAAGGAGAUUGCUGAGACGUGGAAGGCGAGCUUGGAAGAGAGAGGAGGGAUAGAGAAUGUUAAAACACCUGAUGUUCAUACGUUUCUGCAGCAUCUUGUGACUUUUGGGAUUGUGAAGAAGGAUGAUCUUGCUCUUUACAGGAAGCUUGUGGUUGGUUCAGCUUGGCGUAAGCAGAUGCCAAAGCUUGCUGUUUCAGUUGGCUUGGGUGACCAAAUGCCUGACAUGAUUGAAGAGUUAAUCAUCAGGGGACAACAGCUUGAUGCGGUUCAUUUCAGUUUUGAAGUCGGUCUUGUACACAAGUUCCCUCCUGUUCCUUUGCUCAAAGCUUAUCUGAGGGAUGCGAAGAAAGCAACAGCUUUAAUCACAGAGGAUUCCAACAAUCCUGGCCGAUCUGCGCAUCUUGUGGCGCGCAAGGAGCAAUCAGCACUCAGAGCAGUCUUAAAAUGCAUAGAAGAAUACAAACUCGAGGAAGAAUUCCCUCCCGAGAAUCUCAAGAAACGGUUGGAUCAGCUAGAAAAGACCAAAACCGAGAAGAGAAAACCUGCAGUCGUUCCUGCCAACAAGAGAACCCGAGCAAGCUACAAUGGUCCAAUGCCACCAGCCAAAGCAGGGCGUAUCACAAACGCAUACGUCUCCUCCUUUCCACCGCCCCCACCAACAUUCAUCAAAUCCCCCAGUUACUCUCCUCAGUACGGUGUACCAGCAUACACCCCAUCUCCACCUACCAUCUACAACAAUAGGAGCCCUCCAUACCAAUACUCACCAGAGGCGGUUCAUGGAUCGUACCAAGCUUCUCCAGUCAGUUAUCCGGCAGCAUAUGGCACCUACUGCAGCCCUGUGGCUGCUCCACCCCCUCCAGUUUACCAUCCUCACCCGCACCACCACCACCAUCACCAUAUUCAGCAUGCUUACUACUGAUUAGACAAUGACGAAGGAACAAAGAUGAUGGUAAGUAACCAACCACUGAUCUCUGGUGUCUACGUUUUGUCUCUACGUCGUUUGUUGUAAUCUCUCUUUCUUUCAAUCCCAAAAUUUGUAGCUAACAUUCUCACUCUCUCUGGCUCUGAAUUAGUAGUCUACUCUCUUGUGUGUUUAUUAAUUUGAAUUAUACAUAUCUCUUUACUUUAUUUAGAUUCCUCGUCAAUCAGAAAUGCUCUGUUACCUGUCUUCGCCUUAA